This is a messenger RNA of Penicillium lagena, 1188 nucleotides long. RefSeq names its product PH domain-containing protein. NCBI's taxonomy places the organism in Eukaryota, Fungi, Ascomycota, Eurotiomycetes, Eurotiales, Aspergillaceae. The record is from RefSeq and is a predicted model, not a curated record. The transcript is spliced from 2 exons. Bases 1 to 1188 code for a protein of 395 amino acids.
AUGAGCUCGCUCCCUCGUUCCUCCGAGGGGCAAAGCUCCCAGACGCCGGCCAUCCCCGUGCCCAACAACCCCAUCAAUCAACUGCUCCCACCACCGUCCCGCAACAGCCACGUCAACCUCGACUUCUCUCCUAUCAACGAGAACGGGAGCUUCGAGUUCGACCGAGUCUUGAAGACGGGAAGGGUGUUCCGGCGGGUGAAGCACAAACAUGUCUUCCGAGCCUCAUGGAAACCCGCUUAUAUCGUCCUCCGGCCCAACCUGCUCUCCGUGUACAAAGAUGAAGAAACGACCCGCUUGCGGGCAUCCAUCACCUUGUCCGAGGUGACGGCCGUGGCUCCAGUCAAGGCCACGCGCUCGAGUCGACAGCAUGUCUUCGGCGUGUUCACCCCCUCCAAAAACUACCGCUUCGAGGCCACCUCGGAACGCGACGCGGAGGACUGGAUCAGCCGCAUCCGCACAGAAACCCCUAUUGGCGAGGACGAAAAGGCUUUCCUGGCGCUGACGAAGAAACCCGGCCCGCCGGCGAUCCAAAAGCAGCUCAUUGAGGACACAACCGACCACUCGGACUUUGACCAGACGGGUCGUGCCAGCUCCCCAGAGCUUGGCCGCACAGUCUCGCCCCACCGUCGGGCCCAGCGCCUAUCCUACACACAGGAAUACUCCGGGAACGAGAUCACAUCGUAUUCAGAACUAUCAGACGCAUCCCCGCCGACAGAUCGCGGCCAACUACGAUCCAUGCCCUCCCUCAACAAUCUGCCCCGAUCCGUUAACAAUCUGUCCCGGUCCGCGCCGGAGGAGAAGCCCCUGUCCUUGCCGCGAGACACCAGCCGGCAGUCCGUCCGGGACCCAGAGCGUGUCGUCUGCCAUGGGUACCUGCAAGGCCUGCGCAUCAAGGGAACCGUACGCCAAUGGAAACGGUUGUGGGUCGUGCUCCGUCCCAAGAGCUUGGCUUUCUAUAAGGACGAGCAGGAGUACUCCGCCCUCCGCGUCAUCUCCAUGUCGCAGAUCAUCGACGCGGCCGAGGUCGACCCCAUGUCGCGCUCCAAAAAGUUCUGUUUGCAAAUCAUCGCCGAGGAAAAAACCUACCGACUCUGCGCGCCGGACGAAGAAUCCCUGGCGCGUUGGUUAGGUGCCUUGAAGAGUAUUCUUGUGGCUCGCAAGAAACUGGAGCCGUCGUCUACUUUUUAA